AAUAUAUAUAUUGUUAUAUAUAUAAUUACACAAUUGCUUUUUAACUUAAAAUAAAAAUAAACUGAAUCCACCGUGACCUUAUUCAAAAUUGCCGUUUGCUAACUUGCAUUUACAUUAUCGAUUACAUUGUUUAUCCAAGUUAAUUUCCGAGUAAAUGAGAUUUCUAAAUGUUUGAUUUCUUGUGAUUGAAAGAGCAAAUUAAAAAGAUCGAUAGAGUUAAAUCAACAUAUAGCAUUUCCAUUUCGAUAGUAGAAUCGUCAAGCAAUGUUACUUGUUACGUUGUUUCUUCAAAUCAUACUAGUAUCUGGUAAAAGAGUAUUUUAUAAAUUACAUCAAUGCGAGAAUAAUGAAGCAAAUUUAAAAUCUCUUGCUGAGAAAAUCGUGGAGGAAAUCAUUGAACAAACAAAUUGCAUUAUUUUUGUUACCGAUUCAAUUUAUCAAAAUCUUAUAGAUAUUAAAAAUAUUAAGGGUUCUUCGAAUGUGUCAAAAUAUGAGAUCCUAUUACGUGAUAACGAACAAUUUUUACGACCAAGACGACGAAUACAAAGAAUUUUAGUCGACGGUAGAACAGUUGACUGUAACGCAUAUAUUAUGUUAAUCAGUAAUGGUUAUUUGACAGCAGAAUUUUUACAAUAUACAGAAAGAGAACGUCUAAUUAAUACUCAUGGUUUAUUUUUAUUGUUAUAUGAUUCACGUUUAUUCCAAUUAAAUUUGUAUUAUCUUUGGAAAAAAAUAAUUAAUGUAGUUUUUAUCCGUCAAUAUAAUGCAUACAAGCAUCGUUCUGGUGAAAUAUUACUCAAAGAAAAAAUUGAUUUGAAUACCGUCUAUUUUCCUCCUCGUAAAAAAAGGCUUACCGCAACAAAAUAUAUAGAUACGUGGUAUCAAGGGAAAUUGCGUUAUGGUACCAAUCAUUUUACAGAAAAAACUAAUAAUUUACAAAAAAAGCAUUUACAAAUUGCUGUAUUUGAACAUAUUCCAGCAGUAACAGAAAAAAUAAAAUUAUAUUAUAACAAACAACCAAAUAAUAUAAUACAAGGUUUAGGAAUAGAAUUUGAAUUAAUACAGAUUAUAUCAAAAGCAAUGAACUUCAAACCAAAAUAUUAUAUACAUCAAAAUAUUCCAUUGAAACAAAAGGACAUUGAAGGAAGUAAUCAAACUGAUACUGGGCUAAUAAGCAAAGCCAUAGAAGAAAAUGCUGCAUUUUAUUUGGAGUCAUUAACUGAAAAUUCAUGGAAGUUGCUAAUACUUCCAUUUAAAUUUUACACUUGGAUUGCACUUAUUCUCACUUUGAUUCUAGGAAGUAUUGUAUUUUAUUUUUUGUCAUUAUCUUAUAAGAAGCACAUAAGUUCAUAUAAAAGUCAAAAUACAUCUAUAAAAAAUGAAAUGAAAGGAUUAUAUUUAUUUACUGAAAUAGGAAAUAGUAUUUUAUAUACUUAUAGCAUGUUAUUUCAAGUUUCAUUGCCACAUUUACCAAGCCCUUGGGCUGUACGAAUAUUAAUUGGAUGGUGGUGGAUUUAUAGUAUUUUAGUUGCAGUUGCUUAUCGAGCUAGCAUGACUGCAACUCUAGCAAAUCCAGUUGCCAGAGUUACCAUUGAUACAUUAGCACAAUUAGCAAAAAGUUCUAUGGAAGUUGGAGGGUUGAAUGAAGAAAGCAAAAAUUUUUUCUUGAAAUCAUCGGAUCUCAGCAGCCAAGAAAUUGGUAAUAAAUUUAUGAUAAUUAAACAUGAAGAUGAAGCUAUUGAAAAAGUGGCAAAUGGUUCUUUUUGUUAUUAUGAGAACUCUUAUUUACUUCAAUAUGCCCGUGUGAAAAGACAGAUAAUCGAAAAAGAAAAAAAAAGAAAUGAAACUGCAAACAAUAUAUCAUCAAAACAUAAUUUACAUAUCAUGGAAGAAUGUAUUAUAAAUAUGCCAACAGCCCUUGGUAUGGAAAAAAAUUCACCAUUGAAGCCAAAAGUUGAUAAUUUAAUAAGGCGCAUGAUAGAAAUUGGAUUAGUUCAAAAAUGGUUAAAUGAUGUUAUGGAAUGGCCAAAAAUUAUGGAAAUAAGACAAGAGGCAGAAUCAGAAAAAGCAUUAGUUAAUCUUCAUAAGUUACAAGGUGCAUUUUUUGCUAUUAUUUCUGGUUAUUUAUUGGCUUUUAUGAUUUUAAUAAGUGAAAUCUUACAUUGGAAAUAUAUUGUAUUAAAAGAUCCAAAAUUUGACAAGUAUCAUUUAGAUAUAUUUUAUAAUAGUAAUAAUAAUUCUAAAAUAUAAAUUAACAAUUUAUAA
Messenger RNA from Apis florea (little honeybee), 2265 nucleotides. RefSeq names its product Ionotropic receptor 68a (gene Ir68a). Lineage: Eukaryota; Metazoa; Arthropoda; Insecta; Hymenoptera; Apidae. Gene Ontology annotation, cellular component: membrane. Gene Ontology annotation, molecular function: ligand-gated monoatomic ion channel activity. The record is from RefSeq and is a predicted model, not a curated record.